Molecule: messenger RNA, 4434 nt
Organism: Plasmodium reichenowi
Lineage: Eukaryota; Apicomplexa; Aconoidasida; Haemosporida; Plasmodiidae
Product: putative membrane protein
Exons: 3
Coding region: 1-4434 (1477 amino acids)
Molecular function (GO): RNA polymerase II C-terminal domain binding; mRNA (2'-O-methyladenosine-N6-)-methyltransferase activity
Source: RefSeq, a predicted model, not a curated record
AUGCUAGAUAUUAAGAAUGAGUAUAAAUUACAAGAUGAAUUUAUUAAAUUAAGAAGAAUAUUAAUAAAUAUCUUUUGCUAUGAACUGUUUUAUUCUCCGAAUAAAAAAUUAAAAGAUAAAUUAUUGUAUAUAAUAAGAAAGAGUAAAUGUUAUACGAAAUGUUGUUUUCUGUUUAAUAGUGAAUAUAAUAAUGUACAUAAUGAUGAGGAUAUUUAUGAUGAAUUUUGUUUAUGUGCUUAUAAAAAAUAUAGACAAAGGAUAAAUAAAAUUUUCAAACGUUUUAUGAUGAAAAAGAAUAAAUAUAAUAAAAGAAAAAAAAAAGAAAAGGAAAAUAAAUUAAAUACUUAUUGUGAGUUAAGAAAAAAUAUUUGUUUUAUGGAAAAGGAAAUUUUUAAUAGAUUAUUUUUUAAUAUUAAUAUUAGGUAUUCCAAUUAUGUGAUAGAAAGAAAAUAUAUGUAUUUAUAUUUCUUGUUCAUAAAAUUUAUGGGUGUAUUAAAAAAAAAAAAAAAACAUUUAAUAAACAACAACAAUAAUAAGGAUAGUAAAAAAGAUAAGCCUUGUUGUUUUAUAGAUUCUUUCUUGUCCCAUAUUUAUAUAAAACAGUUUUCAUUAUUUAUUAAUUACUUAUUAAAGGGGAAAAGGGACAAUAUUUAUUUUGAAUUAUUCAAAGGAGAAAUUAAAAGUACUUUUAAUUUAAAGAUAGAUAAAAAUAGAUACAAAAAAGAAAAUGUACAUAUAUAUCAGAAGAAAUAUUCAAAUUUUUAUCAUUCUAUUGUUAUAUAUAAAUAUAAACCUAUAAUAAAAAAUGAAAAAAAAAUUCAUAACAAUAAUAAUAAUAAUAAUAAAAAAAAAUAUAUAUAUAUAUAUUAUUAUAUCAAAUAUCUUGUUCAGAAAAAAAAGUAUUCAUAUAAUUUUUCCAUACACAGAUAUUAUUACAUUAAACAUAGAAAUAAGACACAAGAUGUUUUUUUAAAUAUUCCAAAAAACAAAAAUAUAUAUAUUCUUAGUGUCAACAUUAAUAGUUUAAAAUGUGUUAUAAAUAAAUUUAUAUAUAACGAUUUUUAUUACAAUUUAUUAAAUUCUAUUUUUUAUAGUAUAAUAAAUAUACCCUUACAAUAUGUAUGUGACAUGUAUAUAUAUUAUUUAUAUUGUUAUGAUAGUGACGUUAUAAAUGAUGAAAAUUUAUUAUGUGUACAUAAAGAAUAUAAUAACAACACAAAGAAAAACAUGGAAAAGAAAAACAUGGAAAAGAAAAACAUGGAAAAGAAAAACAUGGAAAAUAACUACAAUAAUAAUAAUGAUAUUUAUAAUGACAAUCAUAUUUAUAAUCAUAUUUAUAAUGAUAAUAAUAAAACAGACAAAUGUAAUAAUACGUGUGAUAUAAAAAAAGGUAAAGACAAAUUUAUACAUUUCUUAAAAUAUUUUUUUAUAUCAUCAGAUCAAUGUGAAAAAGAUAUAAAAAAUAAUCUACCAUAUUCACAAAGGUCUUUUCUUUUUUCUUUUAUUAAUCAUAUAAAAGAAUUGUUGAAAAAUAAUAUAAGAAAUAUGUUAUAUUUAACUAUAAGCAAUGUGCACAAAAUUAUAUACAAUGACAUAUCCUUGGAAUAUAUUUUUUAUUUAUUUCUUUUUUAUUUUAUUUUUCUAGAUAUAAAAAUAUAUUGUACCAUAUUUAUUAAUAUGGAGAAAACAUCUCUAUCUUAUGAAGAAAUAAAAAUAUUUAAAUAUUUUAUCAAAGGUUGUACUGAUCAUAUCAAAAAUGAGAAAAAAAAAAAAAAAAAAAAAAGUAACAUAAAAAAUGAUAUAUUUAAUAAUCAUAAAAAUACAAAUGUGUAUACCCUUACCAAAAAUUAUAAUAACAAUGAAAAGGUAAGCGAUUAUUUUCAUAUAUGUUUAAUAUGUUCAUAUAAUAUACUAAAUCAAGACAAGAUAUUUAUGAUGGAAAAAAUAAAAAUUCUUUUUUAUAUUAUAUAUUAUAUUUUAUAUAUAAAUCAUUUUAGUUGUGAUAAAAAUCAACAUGAUACAUUUUUACGUUAUUUCCUUUUUUAUAUUUUUAAAAAAAAAUCGACGUUGUUUAACAUAUAUCCUUUACUUUCAAAAACACAAAAAUGGGUACCUCAUGAAUAUAAGGAUAAUCUUCCUAUAAAUUAUGUUGUUCAUACAUGUUGUAGUGUUACUAAAAAAAAAAUUCAAAAGGAUUUUAAAAAGUAUCUUAUUAAAAUAUUAAUUAGUAAGAAAUAUAAAUAUUACCAAUAUUUUAUUAAAUUAUUAAAUGAAGAAGAUAAAAAUAUAGCAUGUUUUAAAAAGGGUAUAUUCAAAAAUACAGAUACGAUUAAUGAUUAUAAGAAUAUUAAUUAUAAUAAAAAUAGAAAGAAUGAAGAAAUAUAUAAUAAUUUUAUAAAUAAUAAUUAUAAUGUAAAAUAUAACCAUGAAAUAAUAUCUUCUAUAAAUAAAAAUUCAUUUUUGAAAGAUCAAAGAAUUUAUCCUUAUAAUAAACAAAUAUUAUAUUAUCAACAACAAUUUUAUAAUUAUGUUUUUUAUAUGUUCAGGACAUUCUAUGAAAAUUUAAAAUUAUUCUUAUUACCAUUAUUACAAAAUAUUUAUCACAACCGUUUGAUAUAUAUAAAUGUAUAUAUGUAUUUACUUAUGAUACCUUCUUAUUAUCAUAUAGAGAAAAAAAAAAAAAUAAACAUCAAAAAUAUGAAAUGUGAAAAAUGUGAAAAAUGUGAAAAAUGUAAAAAUUAUAAAAAAUGUGAAAAAUAUCAAAAUAAUAAUUAUAACAAUAAAUUGUUAAUUAAUUAUUCAUCAGAGGGUCAAGUAUUAAAUACAAAAGAUAUCACAUGUACCAAAAAAAGUAAAGAAAGGAAACAAUCUAUUAUUUUAAAAUAUUACAUAAUCAAUUUAUGUAUACAUUUAUAUAAUAAUUAUUUAUUUAUGUUAGAAAAAAAUAAGGUUAAAAAAUGUAAUAAAAUGUUUUUAAGAACAUAUCUGAAAUUACUUCUAUAUAUAGGACGUUACAUAUUACAUAUAUGUACACACCCUCAACAUUACAUACCAUUUCUAUGUAAGAUGAUUAAUUUUGUCAAUAUGUAUAUGUACAAAUAUGUGGAAUGUUAUAAUGACAUAUCUUGUAUAUAUUCAAUAAAAAAUGAAAAAAUGAAAUAUAAAAAUAUGUCACCAUAUAUUCUAUAUAGAUUUUUUCUUAUAACAAAACAAACUACCAAUAUGUCCAUUCAUAAUAUUAAAAAAAAAAAAAAAAAAAAAAAAAAAAAUUUCUGCAAAAAAAACAAGACAUAUUAUUUUAUUAAAACAAAUGGAAAUCAUAACAUAUAUUUAGAAAAAUAUAUAAAGAAAAUAUUAUUAAACAAAGGGGUGCAAAAUAUAUUCCAUAAUAUUUAUGUACAUAUAAAAGAGGAUUAUUUUUCUGUACAAACAAAACAGAAUUUUAUAAUUUUUAAACUUAAAUGUAAAGAAGAUGAUAACACAAAUACUUUACAGAAUAUUUAUUACCAAAUUAAUGGGAAAAAAUAUUUUGUUUUUGAUAAUUUAUAUAAAUUAAAAAAAACAUAUAAAAUAAAUUAUAUAAUUUUAUGUUUACUAUUUUAUAGAUAUUGUUAUUUCUUUUAUACAUACAAUUCUUUUAUAUUUUCGUAUCUGUUUACAAAUAUUUUUUGUAUAUGUAUUGAUUGUCUUAAUAAAUAUAUUAUUAUAAAAAAUUGUCAAGAUAAAAAGAAGGAAAGAUGUCAAGAUAAUAGUCAUGAUUGUUUUUAUAAACAAAAUGGCAUUUUAAAAAAAAACAGGAAUCAUAUCUUAAUUAAAAAUUUUUAUUAUUUGAUUUUCUUUUUAUUAAUACGUUAUCAUACAAUCAUUGGUAAUAUUUCUCAUUCGGGUUUACAAAAUUGUAUACCCAAGAGAAUAAUGAAGGCUUUAAAAAAAUACAUGAAUGUAAAUGUAGAAUGUUUUUCUUCCCCAUUCAAUUCUGUUUUAGAAAACUACUGUUCUCUUUUUAGUGACAUUGAUAUUUUUUUUGGAAGUAAAGGUGAUUUCUUUAAAUAUACCUUAAAAAGUGGCGUAUAUGAAGUCAACCCUCCUUUUGAUAUUUUUCUAAUUAAUAAGUUGAUAAUAUAUAUUUUGUUCAAGUUAAAAAUGGAUGUAAAUCAUCUAACCUUUUUUUUAAUUAUUCCUUAUAUGAAGGAUAUAAAUUAUUACUAUGAGUUAUUAUUUUCUUCGUCUUAUCUAUCACAUUUUUUCAUAUUACAAAGGAAUACUUAUACAUUUUCAACAAGAUUAUUUGAAGGAAGGGAGCAUGAAUAUAUAUCAACGUGUGAUUGUUUUGUAUUUAUUUUGCAAAAUAAAAAAGCACAAAUUGAAAAUAGGAUUCCUAAGAAAAGAGUAUUAAAAAUAAAAAAGUUAUGGCAAAAUGUUGAUCAUAUUUAA